This is a messenger RNA of Myripristis murdjan (pinecone soldierfish), 2264 nucleotides long. It is a transcript of the gene arpc1a, whose product is annotated as actin related protein 2/3 complex, subunit 1A. Gene Ontology annotation, biological process: Arp2/3 complex-mediated actin nucleation. Lineage: Eukaryota; Metazoa; Chordata; Actinopteri; Holocentriformes; Holocentridae. The transcript has 11 exons. The record is from RefSeq and is a predicted model, not a curated record. The coding region runs from base 352 to 1464 and encodes 370 amino acids. Gene Ontology annotation, cellular component: actin cytoskeleton; Arp2/3 protein complex. Gene Ontology annotation, molecular function: actin filament binding.
CGCCCUUUCGCAGUCGUAGUUGGUGUGUGUGAAACUACUACGUGAACGAGGUUAUUCAAUUGAAUGUAAGCAGCUAGCGUGAUGCUAAGCUAGCUGUCAGCGAGGCAUCCACGGAUUUCGCUGCCGAGUUACCGACGGCUUUCGCCGAAUGCUUGCGGUCGCAUCCGCCCGGCCGUCUUGACAUUCCCUCUACAUUCCUGGACGAAUUCGUGUCGACUGCCCAGAGUCCGCGAAUUCAAGUCCAUUCCUGAUCUAACCUUUCCUUGCUAACGUAACUUAGCUUGCCGGCUAGUGCUCACAAGCAGGACCCGGACAGACAAGAGUUUCACUUAAGGACCACACCCAGGCAAGAUGUCCCUACACCAGUUUCUGUUGGAGCCCAUCACCUGCCACGCAUGGAACCGUGACAGGACACAGAUUGCCAUCAGCCCUAACAACCAUGAAGUUCAUAUCUACAAGAAGAGUGGAAACCAGUGGGUGAAGACUCAUGAGCUGAAGGAGCACAAUGGCCACAUAACAGGUAUUGACUGGGCUCCCAAAAGUGACCGUAUAGUGACAUGUGGAGCAGACCGUAAUGCCUAUGUGUGGUCCCAGAAGGAGGGAGUGUGGAAGCCCACCCUGGUCAUCCUCAGGAUCAACCGAGCUGCCACCUUUGUCAAGUGGUCUCCACUGGAGAACAAGUUUGCAGUUGGCAGUGGGGCUCGACUCAUCUCUGUCUGCUACUUUGAGUCUGAGAAUGACUGGUGGGUGAGUAAGCACAUCAAGAAGCCAAUCCGCUCCACCAUCCUCAGCCUGGACUGGCAUCCCAACAACAUCCUGCUGGCUGCUGGCUCCUGUGACUUUAAAUGCAGGGUGUUCUCAGCCUACAUUAAGGAAGUGGAAGAGAAGCCAGGCCCUACUCCCUGGGGCAGCAAGAUGCCAUUUGGGGCUGUGCUAGCAGAAUUUGGAGGAGCAGGUGGAGGGGGUUGGGUGCACUCUGUCUCUUUCUCAGCCUCUGGUAACCGCCUGGCCUGGGUCAGCCAUGACAGCACUGUCACUGUGGUGGACAGCUCUAAGACCACUAGUCCCUCACAGCUGAAGACGGAGUUUCUUCCCCUCCUCAGUGUCAUCUUUGUCUCAGAGAACAGCGUUGUGGCAGCGGGCCACGACUGUUGCCCCAUGCUGUUCCGCUGCGACGAUGGUGGAACACUGACAUUUGUGUCAAAGCUCGACCUGCCCAAGCAGAGUAUUCAGAGGAACAUCUCUGCCAUGGAGCGCUUCAGGAAUAUGGACAAGAGAGCCACCACUGAGGACCGCAACACUGCCCUGGACACACUGCACCAGAACAGCAUCACCCAAGUGUCUAUCUAUGAAGGAGACAAAAGGGAUUGUCGCAAGUUCUGCACCACAGGCAUCGAUGGGGCAAUGACCAUUUGGGACUUUAAGAGUCUAGAAGCUUCGAUCCAGGGUCUCCGCAUCAUGUGAAGGAAUCGUGAAUGAAUGAACUGACGCUGCCGCCUCACCUCUCUCCUCGCCCCUCUCCUGUCCGCCCCACCUCCUCUGCUCCUCUGAUGCAGCCAGUAACAUACAUGACUGACCACCUAAAUAGUGUCUGCUGAAGCACUGAUCAGACCAUAACACACUUUUGUGCGCGUGUGCAUACACUUUAUCAUACACACACACACACACACACACACACACACACACACACACAAACACACACUCUCUGAGCUGACGUGUGACAUCACUGUUGAUUUUUUUUUUUGUUGUUGUUGUUUGUUUUUAAAUGAAGGCUAACCAGGGGUCAAAGUGGGACAGUCCUCUGACACGUAUUAAAUCUGACGUGAAAUGUGUGUUUUUAUGUUCUCUAACCUCCUGUACCAAACAUUGAACACUAAAAGGUGCAUUUUAGCCCGGAAUCAGACUGUAUUUCUCCUCAGGUUAACCUGAACAUGAUCUAUGAAUAUCAGUAUUUUAGAAAGAAGGCAUUUGGUGUUGCUCUUCCAGGAGGUCCUAAUAAUUUCCAGCACAUAAAGUCAUUGUUUUGAUUAGGACACCGUUCCCUGAUAUUCUGUGAUCAUGUUGUAGGUUGGCUGUGGAAAGCUGUACGGCAUCUGAUUGUGGAGAGAGAAUGCAGCUGUCUAAACUCUGUGCGAAGUCGUGGCUGGCCAGCACUAGGCUCUGUAGCUACUACACUAAAACAACACAAGAUGGAGGAUUUCUAUGUAACUGAUCAUGAACUAGACAUGAAAUAAAGAUGAAGUACAUUUACAGUACACACCUCA